Messenger RNA from Aphis gossypii (cotton aphid), 677 nucleotides. RefSeq lists its product as uncharacterized. Bases 180 to 677 code for a protein of 165 amino acids. Lineage: Eukaryota; Metazoa; Arthropoda; Insecta; Hemiptera; Aphididae. The transcript is spliced from 5 exons. The record is from RefSeq and is a predicted model, not a curated record.
AUAUUGUAAAUGUUUACACUUAGUUGUUCUGAUUCUGACUUCUGAGUUUCUGACGUACUGACGACUGAGUUCAACUGACCGUUCAAUCUUCUUUUUAAGGUUUAUUCUGUAAUCUGUUUCAGUUGUGUUUUAAUUGUUAGUGUUGUUUCAGUAAAUAAACCUUUUUUAAUAUUUUAAAGAUGUCUGAAAACCAAUCAAAAAUUAAGAGACAAAGGGGUAAGAACUUCAGUGAUCGGGAAAAAGAUUUAUUAAUUGAUUUAAUACUUCCCUUUAAAUCAAUUAUUGAAAAUAUUAAAACUGAUGCGGUUUGGAAUACCAAAAAGACUGAGGCAUGGUCUGAAAUAACCAGCCUCUGUAACCUUCGACAAACAUCUGGUAUUCGAAUAGAUGCUCAAUUAAAAAAUCUCUAUGACACUCUUAAAAGAGAUGCUAGAAAAGAAAAAAGUAACGAUAAGGUUCAAAUGUAUAAGACAGGCGGUGGACCAAAUAAUAGCCUUCUAUCAAAGAACACAGAAAAAAUUAUUGGGUUACUAGGUGACCAAAUGGAUCCAUUAUUUAAUUCUAUUGACUCUGAUGCUAAUUACAAUGAUGCAAGAUUUGAAGUUGUUGAUAUAUUUUCUGAGGACAUUAGCAACCUUCAAGAUUCGACUUCCAUGGACCAUUUAGGCUGCUUCUAA